AUGUAUGUCUCUCAUUUUACUCUCGAGGAUUUCAAUAGAAACAGUCACACUCCUUUUAUAAAGGCACGACCCAAUACAAACGUUCUUAAUCACCUCUGCCAAGACAUAAUGCCCAAAGUUGAAAUCACAAGACACAUCGUUAAUUCUGUGCGAAAAAGAGACAGAGCUUAUCUUCCCACACAUUUUCAUGUCCAAUGGGCAAUGGAAUGCAUUGGCUUUGCUUUUUCACUCCCUAUAGAGCACCAUUCAAUUAUUUCGACUGCUAUAGAAAUUUAUCGUGACUGACUUAGCAUAGGAGAGGGAGAAAGACCUACCUGCAUUGAAGAAGAUGAAGGCUUUUAUCAGAGAGAAAUAAUUGGUCAUUUGUCGCUGCUAUUUGUGGAAAGGCCAGGAGACACACAUAAACAUGUUGAGCUUUGUGUUGAAGUUUUGGUUUUACUUAUACCCGAAAUAAAUUUUUUUUUUUAUAAUAAUAAAAUAAUAAUUUUUUUAAUAGCUAUUAUUAUGAUGGUUAAUAGAUCUUUUUGAGUUUUAAUGACGAAUAAAACAAUAUUUAUUACGAAUUCGAGAGGAGUUAGAGAAUUCAUUAGAGUUAAGACAAUAGAAGAAGAUACUUGGAAAUGUCUAUUAAAAAUUAUGCUACUGCUAACCCACCCUCUACUUAAAAGUAUCACAGCAUUAGCACAAGACUUGUGCCCACUGCUACUAAAAACUUUAUUCGAAAUCUGGCUGAGGUCUAAUACAAGGGACAAAGAUCUAUGAAAAGAACUCCAAACCUGCUCAAGCUCCUGGCUCCAUCACAUCUGGCUUAUUUUCCAAUGAAAAGCUGUAGCCCACGGUCUCACCCAAAGAAUCAACGCCAUGCUAUAUGGCGAGGAGCCUCCAACCCUGCAGCUUCAUUUCUUAAAAAUGUCAAAACCCCACGAUGAGCCUGCAGAAACUUUGCUUUUGCAUUUUUCACUAGAACAAAGCUUGUAUUUCUGGUACAGAUUUUUGAAUCUCAUGCUUCUCAAUACACGUGACAAAAUCCCUUCAGAUCCUGACGUCCAUAAAGAGUUGGUAAGGUCCGUUGCUACAAUAACAGACUCAUUUUUAGAAAUUGCUGAAAAAAGAAUUAUUGCUAAAGGCAUGGUUAUGCCAAAUAUAGUGACUGCGAGCGGCCCUGAAGCUUUAGCUGAAUUGACCAGAAAAUUCCAAGACACUCAUUUUCAUUAUCUGUGGGGACUGAGCAGGCUACCAAUUCCAAGUGCGGAUGGGCUGCUAAAUAUGUUUGGAGGCUGGCUGUUUUUCCAUGCAAAUGCUGAAGGUAGCUAUAAUGAAUUUGGAAGAGCAGAAGCUGUUGGAGCACUUUGUAGGAUUAUGUGUAAAGCUGGAGGGCCAAAUAAAGAUGAGUUUUUAGGGAAGUUUUAUAGGACGAUUUUUAAAUGUAUGGAAAGCUCGUCAAGCUCAUUGGUGGUCAUGUAUAUUUUAAAGCACUCGCCGAACCUUUUGACAUUAGAUCAUAGAGGGGUAAUAAAUUAAAUUUAAUUGUUAAACUGGCCAUAAGUGGGCAGCCCGCUAGCCUAUUCCUCAUUCUCGGCUCUAAAAUACACCUCAGAGUUAAAUGAGGAAAAUAAAGGUCGCCAUUUUGGAUUUUCGAUCUGAAGAGCCUGUCCAUGGGGAUUAACUCUAUUGAGCAGAUCCACCAUCUGUAAAGUGCCCCGUCGGUCCUGAUAGAGAGAGAGGACUAUGUGGUAGGCAAAACCUGUCUAGCCCAUCUAGCAGAAACUGGAAACCCUUCAGGGGAGAAACAAAACACCCAGCUUUGGUAGGCUUCCCAUUGAGAUGGUCUACUUAACUCAUGAAGAGCAUCUUUUGCCACCCAUCGCGCAGGUUAACCGCUCCAUCAGGAGUUUUGCCUCGGAGUCGUAUUUCCGUUAACGCCCACCAUUUAAUUUUUAAGGAGGGGUAAGGAUUUUGCUGCAUAAAGAAGCGCUUUCUAAAGCAAUUAUGAAUAACUUGACUGAUAAUAAUAUAGCUCCUGCAGUAAAAAGACCAUGCUAUUACAUUUUAGGGACAUUUGUAGCAGUUGUACAAUAUUUUAACCAGCCUGCGCCAAUAAUACAGGUAACUAAUAUCCUACAAAAAGCAUUGGACCAUGAAACUGACAGUGAAAAUUUCCAUAGACUGGUAUGGACUAUAUGUGUAUUUGCAGGAAGUAUUCAUUCUGAUUCAGAGCUGCUGACUAAUAUUGUCGUCCAGCUUGUAAAUAGAUUGGAGACUAUAGAUUAACCUUCAUUAUCCAAAUUUCCUCUAUUUUUCCAACUAUUUAUCCUAAUUUCUAUAAAAAAAUACAUAAAACCCCUAUAUCUCCAAAAAGCGAAUAUCUUUCUUAAAUACAUCCAAGAAAAAAAGAUUUACCAAGACUUACUCGACACAAUUUCAACCCUUCCUUUUCUAAUCUGCUAUAAACCCAUUACAAGUGAAAAUUUAGUUAUCUGUAUAAUUGACAAAAUCUGCUCCUACAUUUCCAAAAAAAUAGGCAAAUCUUCUACCGAAGGCAUCAUAAGCAGCCUUUUAUUUUCACUUUUGCAUUGGCUUGUCUGCUUCCCUAAUGCAUUUAUGGAGCCAACUAUAAGACAAAACACUUUAUCAGUAGCAAUAAGUGCCCAAGCUUUAGACAGAGUCAAAGAAGUCGCUAUAUAUGUUGAAGACUUCUUAAUGAAUAACUUAGGAAGAAGCCUCCCACCAAUUGCAUAUACAAGUUUAGAUGCUUUAGAAAUAUCUAGCAGCUUUUUAACAUAUAGCGAAGUCAAGCUGCCGAAAAGGCAUUUUCUUUAUAAUGGACAAGUCCUUUUAACGCUUUAUGACUCGUCACAAGAUAACCCGCAUCAUGAAGAGGUAUUAGUAAUGAUGAGGAAUUCUAUAGGCAGAUAUAUAUGAAAAGCAGGAUUAGUUUAUAAAGCAGAAAACAGUAAUACUAGUAAUACUGCCUGGAAAAUGGAUGUGUGCCAGUCAAGGCCGCCACCGCUUAUUCCUGUCCCUGAUGAAAGUUUGUCACAAAGCUUGUUUGAAGAUUUCAGCGAGCAAGAAAAAAAUUUGUUUAGAAAUUUUCAAGAAAUUAUUAAAAAACAAGAAGAAACCACUAAGAAAUAUGAAUCAAGUAUACAGGUAGAAUAUAGCGCCCAAAGCUUAGCGAUGAGCCCUAAAACGGUUGAAGAUGUACCUAAAUCUUAUAGACUAUUAUUGGCGCAACUUGGCCUUUUCCAAACUGAUCAUAUUUCUAGUUUGUUAGCACUUAAUGGGGAUGAAGUUGAAAAAAUUAUUUCUGAAAUUGAUAAAAUUCCUGAUAAGGAAUUAAUUAUAUGCCCUAUUUUGUAUUUGAAAACUCCAGAAUCUAAAGAAUCAGAUGCAUUAAGCAAUGUUGACUAUUAUUCUCAAAGUUUCCAGGACUUUUUGCCACAAAUGGGUGUUUUAUUAAAACAAAAUCAUACUCAAUUUGAAGGUUUUAAGCAAGUUUCAAGAUUUUUAUACUAAUUUUAUUAAUUUUUACAAUCUCUAGCAAGAUUAAUUUUUUUUCUCAUCAUAGUCUUAUAUUUUAAUACAUAAAAACAAAUUACCUAUUCAACAUUAAUAAACAAUAAUUUCUAAUGACCAUAAAUAAAUACGGUUCAGCUUUGUAUACAUCAGGGUAUUAUUACGAGCUUAUAAGCUUAGUCCCUGCAAUUAUCCCUGAUACUAGCUCUUUAACACUCCCAGACAUUAUUUCUCAUGGACAAGUCGUGGUAUUAUGGAACCAAAGAGCAAAUGACCCAUACACUGCAAAAAUUCCAAAUUUGCUUGAAUCUCAUGGGAUGAAAAGGAAAACAAUAAUAAUCCUAACACCAUUGAAAAAUAGGCUUAUCAAGGUCAAUAUAUCACCAAAUGAAACUCAACAAGGACCUUUAUUAAAUGAUAUGCUGGUACCUGAAUAUAUGAUAGGGACGCUGCUUAUAAGAACUAUUAUAAAUAUGCAUGGCGUUUCUAUGGUAAGAGUUUCAUCAAGGGCAAGGAGGAUAGAACAGUUAGAAGCAUUAGCUGAGCUAGGGAGAAAAGCUGAAGUUACGAAAAAUGGGAAACUCAGCUCAAUUUUGUCACAUGCAUUUAGGCUUACAAAAUGGGAUCAAUAA
Messenger RNA from Blepharisma stoltei, 4148 nucleotides. The record is from the annotation of a GenBank genome assembly. Lineage: Eukaryota; Ciliophora; Heterotrichea; Heterotrichida; Blepharismidae.